This is a messenger RNA of Amoebophrya sp. A25, 4307 nucleotides long. The record is from the annotation of a GenBank genome assembly. Lineage: Eukaryota; Dinophyceae; Syndiniales; Amoebophryaceae.
AGACUCUUUAUUCCUCUCAUUGCUCUCGGUCUCGUUUCCGGAUUUUCACUUUGAGUGUUGCUACUUCUUUCAUCUUCAUUAUUCCAUUAUGAUGCAGAAAAGUUUGUUUUUGUGGUGAUCAACUCAUCUCGUACUUUUCUCUAGUUGUGUUUGUGAGGAGUUGUUGGAUAAAAAAAUUGUUUUUCUUGAAAGAGCUUUUCAUCUUUUAUUGGCUUUGUCGCGAUGGUUUUAGAGGAGGCAACGGGUAACCCUAUUCCUGCACCCGACUUGAUCGUUGCUGAGGCAGUCGACAACGACGGGGUCGACGCUCUUGAACGAAUUACGGGUGAACCUCAGCGUUCCACUGCUGCGGUUGACACCAUACCUCGUGCUGCUCGCCGUGUUCCCACCGCAGAACCGGAAGCGUCGGCGUUUGAGCAGUCUGGAGCCACUGCGGUGCAACAGGAAGAUAUAUCUGGAAGCCCGUCACCGCUUCAGUACGUGCACGUGGGUCGCCCGAUCGGCCUCGCCGCCGCGAACAACACCUCUUUCGCGAGCACUACUGCAAGCACCACCAUGGCCGGAAAUAACGGGAAUUCUGGAGCUGGAACAGGAAACUUUUUCCUGGACCGAGAGUUCAACAUUCUGGGCGCGCUGGACGUCCACACGACGAAGCGUGAAUACCAUCGCUUCAGCCGAGCAAGCCGCAUGGAAGGGGCACUCGCGCCUAUGGUGCAAACGAUCUCGACGCCGCGGGGCCGCAGCCGCAGUCCGCGGAGCCCGCACACGCCGCGAUUGCAUAUGGAUGGCUAUCGACUCAGUGUGCCUGGGAGCCUGGAUCCUCGAGACGCGGAGUCCUCGACGCUCUUCCACUUGCCGGUCGAGCCGGGGCAAGAGUAUCAGCCGGCCGCAGGCAACUGGGCGCUCGAUAUGCCGAUCUUGCUUCCCAAGACCACCCCCCGCUCGUCGCGGUCUCAACCACCACCGGACUUCCGGAACGGCAACAACGGUGGAGCUGCUCCAAACAAAUUCCAGCAAGACGUGGAAGUCGAAUACACGAAGAUUAUGAUGGGGAUGCAACAGAAAAAGGGAGCGUCUCCCGCAGCUGUGGGCGGAUUGUGCUCCGAGCGGGGCAUGUGGCAGCCGUACUACAACCCCACGAUUUCGUUUCCGGAACCGCCAACCUCCUUUCAGGAUAUGUGGCAUCAAACUCGCAACGCGGGUGCCGGACCCACUGCUGGCAGCAGCACGGUCUCCAGCGUGACAACUGCGAGUAUGGCUCGCACUACCCCUGGCAUGCCGCCGUUGUCGUCUCCGGGCCGUUCUGGUGCACAAGUGAUCUACCGACAGCCCGUGCCUUUGCCGGCCACGUCGCUGGAAGCGGCGCCCGUAAUCAUGCCAGCAAUGGCUCCAGCGGCGGGUGCUGGGACCACCACUGGCAUUGAGAUGGGCCGCAUGGCGCGUGGGUACCAACCACCGUCUGUUCCGGGUGUCCCGAGUGCAGCUGCGCAGAAGUAUACUGGUAUGAGCUCGCCGCUGCCGCCGCCUGCUCCGACCUCCGGUACGCGCGCACUUCCAGGCCUAAGCGAAGUUGGCGCGUCCUCCAUCCUGAAAAACAACAAAAUGGCUGAACCUCUGUUGACUCGCCUAGGACCACCACCGGAUCCGAAGGCUGCUCCACAGGUACAGCGCAGAUAAUGAUCUAUCGUUUGAGAAAGUAAUGAUCCAAUAUGAUUUUCAUUCCGGCAUUCCCGUCCUUGAUGAUGAAAGAGGAUACAACUUGUCUUCGUCCUAGUACGAUCAAAAAUUUAUAAGUAAGUAACUACUUGGUUGACUUUUUCGUGUUUACAAUGGAUUUUUCAGGCGCCCGUCGAGCACUCAUUUGUUCCGUCCUCUGGUGAGGGAGAGCAUCCUGAGGAGCACAAGAAAAAGAAGAAAGAGAAAAUGCACGCCGUUCCCAAGGGGCGCGGCGGCGCUCUCGGCGCUUUGAUGAUGGCAGCAGCUGCAAUCAAAGACCAAGUUGGCUCUGACGAGGAAAGCGACGAAGGAGGAGGAAAGAACUUCUUCACGACAAUGGGAGGUACCUCAAUUUUGCUUCUAGUUUACAUCAGAUUACAGACUGAAACUGAUGUUUCUCUUCUAAUUGGUCAUUUCCUUAAAAGCUAAAACUUAGUAAGGUAGGGGGUGAUCAAAACGAUGUUGAAAGCUAAACUCCAAGCUCACCUUCGCAAAAAAAUAAAAACCUAUCAGAAAUAGAACUUCCUGUGUGGGUUUCGGUGCCGCUGAAUUACAUCAUCUUCCCGAUUAUCGAUUUGAUCUUGUUUCUCUGGUUUGGAAUCCUGUGGCCGAUCAUCAAGUGCGCGAUUAUUGCGCCUUGCUUUGUCCUUUUCAAAGUGUUGAAUUUCAUCAUGGGGGGAUCCCUCGAUCUCGCGUACUGUAUCUACGGUAUAGCGCUUGCCUUCUUCGGUGGCGAGUACCACACCGCGACGGCCGCUAUCGCCGCGUUUAAAAUGGCGGGCGGCGAUGACAUCUUCGACUCCAUAGGCAAGAUCAAAGAUAACAUCGACGAAUUGCAGUCGAAAAGCGCUGAGCACGACGCGGUAGACGCGGAUGGCGAUGGCGUUGCAGACGUUCUCGAGGAAUCCAACCGCCAGUACGUGGCCAAGAAGUUCUACAUUCUAUUUGAAGCGAUGGACCCCUGGGUGUUCACCGAGGCCAUCAUGAACACGUACUGGGGGAUUCUCGGUACUUGCUUGUAAUCGUUUGCACUUUUUCAUUGGGCUGAUCUUUACCGAUUUUAAUGUAUUGUGCGGGGAUGAAACAACAACAUUCAACACAAAGAAGCUGAACAAAAGCGUUAUCGCUGUAUUUUCUUAGAAGCGACGACAUACUUGUACUCUUGAAUUUCAAUAUCCUCUGUAUCUGUAACCACAGGUGUCCUUCUGACGGUAAAAUGCGAUGUUGCUGCGUACACCGCAUUGGGCGUGUCCAUGUCAACAUUGAUGGGGAAGAUUGCUGCUUACGCAUUGACGCCCUAUGUGCUGAAGAUGGUCAGCAAAGGAAUGAGGUACUUACAUUUCUACAACCCGACCAUCAUUUUUGUUCUUUCAUUCUAGGGGGUCGAAUGGGAAAUCUAAUUCUUAAAUCACAGUUUGUUUUUUUUUUGAAUAAAUACAAAAUAUGAUGUUGACCUUGAUCGAGACUGGCCACCUCCUUCCCCCUAUGAUGAGGCAUUCACUACACUAUCAGGCGUUGGGUACAUACUUUCGUGAAGUUUGCGACGGUUGCUAUCUGUCUGGGAACGGCUUUCUGCUUCCAGGACACGACCUACAAACUGCAGUCAUCCUUGAACGGAGGCGUCAUUUUCGCUGAGAGCGCUUUAAUCUACUGGCAUAGAAACAUUAGGAAAGGCGAGGACGAGUUCGAUUUGGACACGACCAUGGUGGACGAGUACAUCGGUUGGAGUCUGGCGGUGGUAGGGGCAUUCUACCAGUUCUCGCCGCUGCCGAGUCAUAUUCCACCACCUUACAACUUGUUGCUGCUGCCGUUGCUCCUGGUCACCGAACUCGUUAACUGGCUCGGCACGCUGUUGCUCAGUUAAAUGCCCACAGUCUAACUGAAGUAACAAUCAUGCGACGAACGCAAAGUGGUCCACGUUAAGAUUUAAAUGAAAAGAGAUGAUAGAGAUGGACGCACCACAUAAUCACGAAACUCGAUUCCAUAGUUGGUAGUUAGUAGUUCCGAAUAUGAAAGACUACAGUGACGUAGGAUAAGAAUUUUUAGCGUAGAUGGAGAUGAUGAUCAGCGCGUCUUCAUGGAAUCGGAGGAGCAUGUGCAUAGUCGAUUGAUAAUUUCUUGAACUACAUAGUCGAGUUCUACAAAGUAUAAUUUUUAUUUGGAAUGUUGGUUGUAUUUGAUGUUGAUCGUUGUGAUUGCGAAUUAAUAUCUGACUUGUGUGUAACUUCGAUUUCGUUUUCCUUCGGUUGCAAGCGUAAAAAUAUUGAAGCUUAGAGGCUGUUGAGAGUAAAAAUUAUGAAAAUGAGGUCUUUAUUACAAGAGAUAUUCGAAUGAUAACGUCGAUGCGCCAAGGACUUUUUGGUUAGCAAAUUAUCUGCACCUCUUUUCCCGUACAUUGUGAACACUACAGAUGAUGGUUCAACAUUAGUCGAAUGACAUAGUUGUAAUUCGUUGCUAAUACAGAUACACUGAAAAAUUGAGUUCUUGAUUGUUUAACAAAUGAACAGAUGAUCUCCAAGCACCGGCAUAUUCAUCUUUCUUCAUGAAUGCGUUUUUUAAGGCAAAUAUCAUGAGUCCUUUUAUAUUCACAU